UCAUCCCACCUGCCAAACACUCUAAUUUACCCAAAAAAUCCACAAUUCGGCCCCUCCCCGUUCCUCCCAAUCUUUUUCAGAUUCUCCUAAUUUUUGGCAAUUUUGGCGUUCUGUUAUUUUUGAAUUUUUUAAAAAUUUUCAUCAUUCUCUCCAGUUACCGUACCAGUAAUAUUUAUUUUUCUCAUUAAUUUUUAAUUAAGCUUAAAAUUAAUCAAAAGAAAAAAAUGCGAAGGAUUCCAACAAUAUUAAAAUUAAACAAAAAGAAAUUAUUAAAUAAUAUAUUUAUUUUUACUUUAAUUGUCUUUAUUGUCACACUUUUUGUUGUUGCAAGUAAACACUAUAUUAGUGAAGAAAAAGAAAAGUUUAUUUAUUUGUCUACAAAUUAUCAGAAAAGAAUAGAGGAAAGUUUUGAAGAAAAUACAAAAUCAGAAUCUUCUGAAAUUUUUAAAUUUAAAGAAAUGUGGAAAUUAUCAACUGAGAGAUUAGAAGCAGAAGAGUCAGAUGGCAACGAAUUACCUCAACCUCCUUUAUCAACAUUUACAAAACUUACAAGAUCACAAUCUCAAAUAGACAAAUCAACAUUAAUAGAUUUAUUGCCUCAUUUAAAAGAAAAUACAAAUUUAACAACUCUAAAUUCUCAAAUAUUGCUAAAUUCUUCAAAAAUAUUACGGUCUCCACCAGAAAUUAUUUUAAUGAUUCCAAGUACUUUUAGGGAAGGGGAAAAUUAUUUGUUCCAAACACUCCAUAAUUUAUUAGAAAAUAUAGCAGAAGAAGAAUUACAUAUAAUUCAAAUAAUUAUUUUAAUAUCUGAAAAUCCGUGGGAUUUAAAAAUGGAAGAAAAGAAGGAAAAUGUUACAAAAUUAAUUUAUCAAAAAUUUAAAAAUGAAAUUAACCAGGGAAUUUUGGAAGUUAUUUCACCCCCUAUUGAAUUUUUUCCUCCUAACUUGGAAAAAAUAAAAACAACAUUAGGCGAUCCUCCUGCAAGAAUGGUAUGGAGAACAAAGCAAAACUUGGAUUAUGCUUAUGCAAUGUUGCAUGUUUAUAAUUCCAAACCAAGUUCUAAAUAUUAUGUUCAGUUAGAAGACGAUAUUGUUACUGUGCCUGGUAAAUGUUUUGUAAAAAAUGUUUCUGUUUUAUAA
Molecule: messenger RNA, 1139 nt
Organism: Meloidogyne enterolobii
Lineage: Eukaryota; Metazoa; Nematoda; Chromadorea; Rhabditida; Meloidogynidae
Source: the annotation of a GenBank genome assembly